This is a messenger RNA of Diversispora eburnea, 891 nucleotides long. The record is from the annotation of a GenBank genome assembly. NCBI's taxonomy places the organism in Eukaryota, Fungi, Glomeromycota, Glomeromycetes, Diversisporales, Diversisporaceae.
AUGACAACUCAACCACAGUUACACGUUACCGUCGUCAGGCAUGGCGAAACAAACUCGAACUUGAAGCGUAUUUUGCAGGGUCAUAUAAACACAAUUUUGAACAAAACAGGAAGAGAACAAUCAGAAUUAGUUUCACACCGUUUACGUAAAAUGAAAUUUGAUCAUAUUUACACCAGUGAUUUAUCUCGAACAAAAAAGACAGCAGAAAUUAUUGCAAAAAAUCAUCCAGAUGUACCAUUAACAGAAGACAUUCGACUUCGAGAACGGGACCUCGGAAGACUUAGUGGUUUAUCAAUCUAUAAAGCUUUAGAUUUAAUCAAAGAGGAGGAGUUGACAUGGAGUGAUUAUGGAGAAUCCGAUGAAGAUUUUAAAGCCCAGGUGGUUGAUUUCUUUAAUGACAUGAUUGCAAAACAUUUACCAAGAAAUGAUGGUAGUGUAAUACAAUCAUCUAAUAGUAAAGAUUCUUUAAAAAAUAAACCCGGCAUGAUGAAACGUAAUCCACAUGUUCUAAUAGUUACCCACGGUGGUACUAUCAACAAACUUGUUAAGGAACAUCUAAUUAUGGAUUUAGGAUUUUUUGUUAAUAAUUAUUUAAGUAUGAAACAUAAAGCUAAAAACUCUAGUGUCACGAAAUUCGUUGUACGAAGGAUUGAUGACCCUUCAAGUAUCACAACGGAUGAUGAUGAUGAUGCAACCAGUGUUAUUAGUAGUAACACAGCAGAAAAUGAAAGCGUUAUUGAUGAUAGUGGAUCAGAGAAAGCAACACAACGAAACAUUGAACGAAAGAUUCGAAUAGAAGGUGACGUUACACUUUGGAGUUGUGUGUCACACUUGUCAUCACAAGGAAAGCGUACACACGGCGAUUCACAAAUUGAUGAUUAUGUACAUUAA